UUGUCGGCCGCUAUAUAAAACGCAGUAUUUUAGAUAUUAUCUUUUGAAAAAUCUUUUAUUGAAUAAAUGUGUAUUAAACAUUUAAAAAUUGUUGCGUUGUUUUGAUUUGUCCACUAACGACACCUAUCGAAAAUAUUCAAAUUGAUUGAAUAUGUUUAAUUCAAGGCAUUUGCGAUAUCGUUUCCAUGACUACCGUAAACUACAACAAUAGUUUACCACGUCGGCUUUUGAUUAGUGGAGUCUUUAUUUUAUUUUUUCAAAUAAAAAUCAAAAUAAACAAAAUGAUUGAGAAAAAUAAUUUAAUAAAAUUCAAUGUGUCGAAAAAUGAAAUUUUUCAAUUGAACGAAAACUAUAAAACAAUUCAUCGUAAAUUGAAACUGCAGUACAGCGUUGAAGUAAAUCAUAGCGAGAUCAGCCCCGAAGUAUUCAAUCAGGUGAAAUUGUUUGUACUGGCUGGAACACAUGACAAAUUCACAGAGGAUGAAUUUAAACAUUUAAAGGAAUACAUUGAUAAUGGUGGCGCCGUAAUGAUUUUGCUUGGUGAGGGCGGUGAAGCCGAAUUUAAUACUAAUUUGAAUUUUUUACUUGAAGAUUAUGGAAUGAGUGUUAACAAUGAUUCAACGGUAAGAGCUCACUACUGCAAGUAUUUCCAUCCGAAAGAAAGUAUGGUCUCCGGCGGAGUUGUUUGCUCUGCAAUGUGCCGUGCGAUAUUGGAUCAAAAUAUUACAACCAUUCCGUAUGAAUUCACCGAUGAAAAAUUGAAAAUUCAAUUUGUGUAUCCAUACGGAGCGACGCUUAAUGUUCGAGCGCCUGCUAAUAUACUCAUGACCACAGGGUCCGCCGUUUACCCUUUCAAUCGACCAAUAGCCGGAUACCACUGCAACGACAAAAAUGGCAAAAUAUUGGCCAUCGGAUCGGGAUAUAUGUUUGAGGACAAGUACAUUAGUGAAGAAACAAACAUGGCGAUUUGGGAAUAUCUGAUCAAACUCAUGAUUGAUCCGAAUCACAAAUUUUCUUCGUAUGAUUUUGCUGAUAUCGAUCUAAGUGAUAAUACAUUGAUACCGGAUACAGUUUUUAUGGCUGAACAACCAAAAAUCUGUUUGCCCGAAUCCAUUGAUUUCGAUCUACCUGCAGAUUUUAAAGAUAUGUUUGAUAUGAGACUGCAUUCCAUCAACAAUGACCUGUUGCCAGAAGUGAUUUCAUGCUAUGAACAACUGAAUAUUAAAUACGAGCCAUUGAAACUGAUAAAACCGCAAUUUGAGAUUCCAUUGCCACAGUUGCAAUUGGCGGUAUUUCCACCGAUUUUCAGUGAACUACCACCACCGCCAUUGGAAUUGUAUGACUUAGACGAAGCAUUCAGUUCGGAUCGUCUUCAAUUAACCCAGUUUACAAAUAAAUGCAUGUCAGUUGCUGAAAAAAACAAGGCGCCAGUUGACGAAAAGGAAUUGGAGUAUUUUGUUCUUGAAUGUGGCCAAAUUUUGAAAGUGGUCAACGAAAAUCAAAAACUGACCGCUAAAGAAGUUCUUAACGUUAUGUGCACACAAAUUGCACAAUACAAAAAAUUAGAUCGCGAUGACUAAGCGUAU
Molecule: messenger RNA, 1586 nt
Organism: Contarinia nasturtii (swede midge)
Lineage: Eukaryota; Metazoa; Arthropoda; Insecta; Diptera; Cecidomyiidae
Gene: IFT52
Product: intraflagellar transport protein 52 homolog
Exons: 6
Coding region: 186-1580 (464 amino acids)
Biological process (GO): cilium assembly; intraciliary transport
Cellular component (GO): cilium; intraciliary transport particle B; centriole
Source: RefSeq, a predicted model, not a curated record